Molecule: messenger RNA, 2334 nt
Organism: Salvia splendens (bonfire salvia)
Lineage: Eukaryota; Viridiplantae; Streptophyta; Magnoliopsida; Lamiales; Lamiaceae
Product: BTB/POZ domain-containing protein At1g63850
Exons: 2
Coding region: 244-1938 (564 amino acids)
Molecular function (GO): protein binding
Source: RefSeq, a predicted model, not a curated record
ACUACUAAUAUCCUGCACUGCAAUAAAAAUUCAAAAAAGAAGAAUCCCCAGGCCAGGCCAGGCCAGGCCAGGCCAUAAUUGAUAAAUCCACUUUGUUUUUCAGUGAAAAAUAACAUUCGAUGGCGUAAUCCAAUCCCAGGCAUUGAAGCAAUCGCCAUCUGAAUUUCCUACGCUGUUGCCAAUGCUGCUGUGCUACCAGACAAAAUUUUACCCCCAAAUUUACUCCAAUAAACACACAUUAAUAUGGCAGCCACCACCACUCACCUCAACUCCCACUCCCAAAUCCUCAAGUUCAAACGCCGCCGCUGCCGCUGCCGCGAGACCACCACCGACCCUCACAUUGCCACCUCCCCCGACCCCAAUCCGCCUCAGAUCCGCCCCGCGAUGGGACCCUACGGCGCCGGCGACGGCUUCCCCUCAUCCCUCAGCAAAUUCAACUCCGCGCUCACCGCCGGCCUCCUCAACCCAAUGUCUCCGCCUCCGCCUCCGCCGCCGCAGGAUAAAACCCGUUCGAGUCCGACGCUUUUCGAGAUGAUGGCGAAUGAGCCGGACAGCCUGCCUAGGGCGCCGCCUACCGCCUUCGAGAACGGCGCCGCUGCGGUUAAAAAUCAGCAGGGCGCGAGGCUCGUUGCGAAUGUGGAUAAGCAGGCGCUGAUGCAGCAGCGGCUGCUGGAUCUACUGGCGUCGAGGAGCCCUGGGAAUCAGUUCAAUGACGCGGCCUCGAGCGAUGUGAUGCUCACUUUGAGCUCCAAGGACGGUGUGAGUGUCUCGAUUAGGGUUCACAGGCAGAUCCUUGUGGUUCACAGUCGUUUUUUCGCGUUAAAGUUGAAUGAGAGCUGGGUUAAGCAGCAGGGGAGCUGGGUUCCGUACAAUGUGGAGAUUGCCGAUUGUGAUGAUAUUGAGGUUUACAUUGAGACUCUGAGGCUUAUGUAUUCUAAAGACUUGAGGAGGAAGUUGAUGAAGGAGGAUGUGCAGCGGGUGCUCGGUAUACUUAGGGUGUCAGUGGCAAUUGGGUUUGAUGCUGGUGUACUAUCAUGCUUGGAAUACUUAGAAGCUGCUCCAUGGGCUGAAGACGAAGAGGAGAAGGUGGCCUCCCUGUUAUCAGAGCUUCGACUUGAAGGGGUUGGAGCUGGGGAAGUUUUGAAAAGAGUUUCUUUAGAUGCUGCAGCAGGGCUCGACGACGGAAAGAAUAGCGAAGAAGUGCUUCUCAAACUGUUGCAGGUAGUUCUCGAAGGGAAAGAUGAGAAAGCUAGGAGAGAGAUGAAAGAUUUGGUGACCAAAUUGCUGCGCGAAAAUUCAUCACAGAAAGAUUUGAGGAAGGAGUCUAUGUACUUUGCUUUUGACGAGUGCUUGAAAUUACUUUCUCGUCACUUCUUACAGGCAGCACAUGGGGACAUGCAAGAUAUAGGUCAGAUAGCGAGGCAGGCGGAUAAUUUGCAUUGGCUGCUCGACAUUAUGAUUGAUAGACAGAUUACUGAAAACUUCCUUAUAACAUGGGCCUCACAGUCUGAAUUAUCCGAGGCACAUCCCAAAGUGCCUCCGAUACACAGAUAUGAAGUCAGCAGAGUUACGGCCAGGCUGUUUGUGGGAAUCGGAAAGAGAGAGCUGUUGGCCAGCAAAGAGUCCAGGUGCAUGCUUUUAAAGACUUGGUUGGUACCCUUUUAUGAGGAUUUUAGAUGGAUGGGGAGGGCAUCUAGGGGUCUUGAUCGGCAUUCAAUUGAGGAUGGUCUUAGCAACACCAUAUCAACCUUGCCAAUGGCCUUACAGCAGGAAAUUUUUGUUUCGUGGUUCAACAGAUUUCUGAAUGGAGCUGAUGAUUGUCCAAAUAUCCAGAGGGGAUUCGAAGUUUGGUGGAGGAGGGCGUUUGUGAGACGAAAGGGCGAGGAUGAGAGACCUCACCAAAUGCGAAUUAUAUCCGACACAAUGGAGAACUCGUGAAUUCGGGCAUAUCUCAACUUUUAUUCACUAUCAAUCUUCAUUUUCAAACUAGUUGAGAAAUCAAAUGCAUAUCUGGCUGGGUUCUCAAAGAUGCGGAUUGGUGUUAACACAUUCGCCUAUUGAACUGUUGCCACCCUUUGAUCUUUGGUUGAGGUCUCGAGUGAAGAAAGAGAUUGCAGACUAAGGCAAUGAAGUGGAGUUGGAUAUAUCCAAAUAUCAGUUGCUGGUUGGAAUGAUUUUUCCUUUUUUUUUUUUUUUCUUUUUGGCUUUGUAUUUUAUUUUCUUGAUUUGUUAAUAAAGUGACAUGGUUAGGACGAAGCAGGGAUGAAGUGUGGAUUGAUUUAAACAUAUGUUGUUUCCAUAUCAUGUAAGUGUGUGAUCCAUUGUGAAAUACUA